AUGACCGGCGUUGCUGUGAGGAGACGCGGGGUGACGACGGGGCAGGUACUGAGCCUCUUGCUUUUGUUCGGCCUUUCCAACUGGGUUUCCGCCGCUAUUCGCUAUGCGAUCCCCGAGGAGGCGCGGAGAGGCUCGGCGGUAGGGAACGUGGUAGCCGACCUGGCGUUGGACCUCGGGAGGCUGCCGGGCCGCCGGUUGCGGGUGGUGUCCGGCGGCAACAAGAAGCACUUCGAGGUGGAUCUGGCGAGCGGGGCGCUGCUGGUGAACGACCGGAUAGACCGGGAAGAGCUCUGCGGUGCGCUCUCUCCCUGCAUCCUCAGCUUUGAAAUCUUGAUGGAAAAUCCGCUGGAGCUGUACAGCGGUACCGUGGAGAUCCAAGACAUCAAUGACAACGACCCGGUUUUUCCCAGCAGCCAGGCGAGGCUGGAAAUCAGCGAGUCUGUGGCGGCCGGAGCGCGCUUCCCGCUAGAGAGCGCGCAAGACCCCGAUGUGGGAGUUAACUCUUUGCAGACCUACCAGCUCAGCGCCAACCCACACUUCGCGCUGGACGUGCAGACAAGGGUGGACGGCAGCAAGUAUGCAGAGUUGGUGCUAGAGAAAGAGCUGGACAGGGAGGAGCAACGGGAGCUGCACCUGGUCUUGACCGCGCUGGAUGGAGGCAGCCCGCCACGGUCGGCCCACGUGCAGAUCCACAUUGACGUUGUGGACGCCAACGAUAACGCCCCAGUCUUCAACCAGUCCACCUACAAGGCAAACGUAAGGGAGAAUACACCCAGUGGGACGCUGGUGGCCAAGAUCAGUGCGUAUGACCUGGACGAUGGUCCCAGCGGAGAAGUCGUCUACUCCUUCAGCAGCCACACGCCCGCCAAGGUACGAGAGCUGUUUGCUCUGGACUCAGCCACGGGGGAGCUGAGGGUCAAGGGACAGCUGGACUACGAGGAAACAAAGCUGUAUGAGAUUUACUUACAGGCUAAAGACAAGGGUGCUGUUCCUGGCGUGGCCCACUGCAAAGUCCUGGUGGAAGUUGUGGAUGUGAACGACAACACCCCGGAGGUGACGGUGACUUCUGUGUACAGUCCUGUGCCUGAAGAUGCAGCCCCAGGGACGGUCGUAGCUCUGCUGAGCGUAACGGACUUGGACUCCCAUGACAAUGGCCUGGUGAACUGCUUCAUUCCCCCUGGGAUUCCAUUCCUGCUCAGCUCCUCCCUCAAAAAUUACUACACGUUGAAAACGAAAGCAGCUCUGGACCGGGAAAAGGCAUCAGAGUACAACAUCACUAUCACAGCCAAGGACUCGGGCUCACCACCCUUGUCUGCAGUAAAAGAGAUCCUGGUGCAGGUGUCAGACGUCAAUGACAAUGCACCCAAGUCUUCCCAGGACUCCUAUGAUGUGUAUGUGCUGGAGAACAACGUGCCUGGCAUCCCCAUCCUUAACGUCAGCGCCACAGACCCGGACCUUGGGCGCAACGCCCAUCUCUCCUACACUCUCUUUCAGAGUGACCCCACUGUAGGUCACCUCUUCUCCAUCAACCGUGAGAAUGGCACCCUCUACCUGCUCACCUCCCUGGACCAUGAGGACCAGGUGGAGUUCAGCAUGAUGGUGCAGGUCCAGGAUGGUGGCUCUCCACCUCUGGCUACUAACGUCUCGGUCAGCGUGUUUGUCACUGAUGUCAAUGACAAUCCCCCAACCGUGCUGUACCCUCAGCCCAAUGCCACCGACACCCACACUGAUGUGGUGCCACCAGGCACCCCUGCUGGCUACAUGGUCACCAAGGUGGUGGCGGUGGAUGCAGAUGCAGGGUACAACGCCUGGAUCUCCUAUACCCUGUUGCAGGCCACUGACCCCAGCCUCUUCUCGGUUGGCCUGCACAGUGGGGAGAUCCUCACGGCCCGCCAGCUCCGGGAGGAUGAUGCUCCCCAGCACACCUUAGUCAUCCUGCUGAAAGACCACGGGGAGCCUGUGCUGUCUUCCAGUGCCACUGUCUCUAUCUCUGUGGCCGAGAUGGUCAAGGAGGUGCUCACUGAUCUCACUGAUGCAGCUCCUGCCAAUGAUUCCAGGAAGCAUGUGACUUUCUAUCUCAUCCUGGCUGUGAUUUUGGUGUCAGCAGCUUUCUUCAUCACCAUCUUGUCAGUGGGCAUCUUCAAGUGCUACAAGUGGAGGCGGUCGAAGGAGCUGUACAACAGCUCCAGGAGCACUGUGUACAGGACCCCAGGCCCCUUCCACCACAUUGAUGCUGUGCGGGGUGGCUACACCCCCCCCAACUUCUACCACCAGGUCUAUCUCACCACGGACUCUCGCCAGAGUGAUCUCCUGUGUAAAAAGCCUUUCACUUCCAGCCCUUUGGGCAGUCGCCAGAGCACCAUGAGGAAUGGUGAGCCAGGGCUGUACCACCAGAUCGUGGGCACUGCCAGCCGGCUCCCUGCGCCUGCUGAGCAAGCUCAGCCUAACCCAGACUGGCGCUUCUCUCAGACCCAGAGACCUGGAACCAGUGGCUCCCAGAAUGGAGAGGAAGCUGGAGCCUGGCCCAACAACCAGUUUGACACUGAGAUGCUCCAAGCCAUGAUCCUGGCUUCAGCAAACGAAGCUGCUGAUGGCAACUCGACCCUGGGCGGUGGGACCGGCACCAUGGGGCUGAGCGCUCGCUACGGGCCCCAGUUCACCCUGCAGCACGUCCCCGACUACCGGCAGAACGUUUACAUCCCGGGCAGCACUGCCACCCUCACCAACGCCGGCGGCAAGCGCGACCCCAAGGCCCCCAGCGCCUCGGGGGGCAACAAGAAGAAAGCCGGCAAGAAGGAGAAGAAGUAG
Messenger RNA from Indicator indicator, 2808 nucleotides. It is a transcript of the gene PCDHGC3, whose product is annotated as protocadherin gamma subfamily C, 3. Gene Ontology annotation, biological process: homophilic cell-cell adhesion. Lineage: Eukaryota; Metazoa; Chordata; Aves; Piciformes; Indicatoridae. The transcript is spliced from 4 exons. The record is from RefSeq and is a predicted model, not a curated record. Gene Ontology annotation, molecular function: calcium ion binding. Gene Ontology annotation, cellular component: plasma membrane. The coding region runs from base 1 to 2808 and encodes 935 amino acids.